This is a messenger RNA of Trypanosoma grayi, 2052 nucleotides long. RefSeq lists its product as hypothetical. The transcript has a single exon. NCBI's taxonomy places the organism in Eukaryota, Euglenozoa, Kinetoplastea, Trypanosomatida, Trypanosomatidae. The record is from RefSeq and is a predicted model, not a curated record. Bases 1 to 2052 code for a protein of 683 amino acids. Gene Ontology annotation, molecular function: metal ion binding.
AUGUUUAGCUCGGAUCAAAAUCGCCAGGGCUUUGAUGUUGGUGCAAACUCCACUCUUGCUGGUUCUGUGCCGCCGUAUAUGAUGAUGUACGGCUCUUACCCAAAGACAAAUGGAGGCAAUACAGCCGUGAACUUUGGAAACCAACGUCAAGUGGCGACAAAUCCCGCGGUCAACAAUUCAACGCCUGUUUUUCGACACCCCUACAGCUUGCCGAUGGUCGGCUUCAGUAAUCUGCCAGGUGUUGCUCAGGAGGAAGAGGAGAUAGAAGGGAUAUUUGAGGUUCAUGACAGCCACCUAAAAGCCCCUAUUCUUGUGCGACCUGGUGUUGUGUUCCCCUCGGUGGGGAGCCAGAACCUCUUUAGCGCACAGCAUCAAGCUGCCGGUUUCGGCAGUCGCAACAACAUGCGCAUAUGUGAACCGUUUCAAGAGGGCCGGUGCAUCCUUGGUGAGGCCUGCACAGAUAUUCAUGUUUAUCCAGAAUAUUUGGCCAGCACAAGACAAGCGAUGGUUUCAUGGCUCCAGAGUAAAGAGCGCGAGUUUCAGCAGUCGCUUGCGCAGGAUCCAGGAAAGGUGUUUCGUGUCUUCUGUGCUGACCUAAAGGAGGUGGUGGAGGUGCCAAUAGCGGCAUUGCGUUUUACAAAGGGGUUGUAUGUCGACCCCAGCAUGCGGGCAAGGCGGGCACGAAGUGGGCACCAGAAUCAAUUUGCAAUGAUGGCAUCGCAAGUACCAACAGCAUGCGGACUCUUUUCUGCUGACCCUUCACAAUGUAAAUGGGGGCGGUGGUGUAACCAGGUACAUAUUGAGCUAGCGUGGAUGCAUUCAAAGAAGAAUGAAUUCGAAUCAUGGUCAAACAAUCUUGAAAAAUGUUUCAAUAGUUUGCCACCUAAUUACUUGUUCACCGUUCACGAUCCCCAACUAAAGACAAGCUUGAGUCUUCCGAAGGCUAGCAUCGCUGGCUUCUCGCGAGGUUUAUUUCAGGGCUCAGCGAAAAAAGCACCAAGUGUGUGUAUGCUUUUUCAGCGCAACCGCUGCACUGCCAGUGCAUGUUGCAACCAGAUACAUGUGGUGCCACCGUAUCUCCAUCUGCAUCGUCAGUGGGUUCAUAGUGGUGAGCAACUUUCGGCUGAGGAGCGAAAAGAUCUCUUUUUGAGAAUGAAAAACAUGCUUGCUACACUCGCCGCACAAUCCGAAACGGAUUCCACCGACGUGAAUGACGCUGCCGGGCAAGGGAGGGAACUAAACCCAGAAGCAUGGCCGUACGUCCCAACACCACCACCGCAAGGUCUGGGUGAAACCCCCGAGGUGCGAAGAGACAUAGAGAAAACACCACCCAAUAACAACGGAGAGCGCCCCGGAGUCCCGCUCGUGAGCCACCCGUCACUGAUGCAUCCUUCUCACGAUGGGAUUAUCUCCUCGGAGAAUGAAGCAUUCUAUACUCCUGUGAAGAUGCCAGCAUUUACAAAACAUCAACAAGCACAACAAGGCAGACCGCCGUCUGCACACGAAUCUGGCAACAGCAACCCACGUAAUCUCAGAAGUACCUCUACCGGGUGUGUUUUACCAUUAGGUGAUUUGGUGGUGGUGGUCGAUGGGGAUGAACGGUCACAGUCUUCUUUGCAAGCGAGUCACAGCAAUUUAAGCCAUGCUGGGAGGAGCUACAGGCAUACAAACAACCCCUACACCCUUGGCGGAAGUACUAGCUGCACGGCCUCACCAAGUUUCGGUUGGGUUCAACCGGUGCGAAGUGCAGGCAAUAGCUGCACGACCUUCCCAGCUGCUGGAGCCUCCGGAGACGGUGGUGCGCAUCAUGGAAAUGGUGUGUGGGGGGCGAGGGCGAGGGGUGAAUCUUUUGGGGGAACGGACACGCGGUUGGUGUCCCUCGGAUUUCCACACCACGACUUUGAUGGUAGCCUGCACACCUUGUCUCCUUCGUCCCUUCCCUGGAAUGCAUCUGGCAGCGUGGGCCCCAAAGUGACGGAAGAUGUUCAUAAAAACACACCAGAAAUGGAUUCUUCAUUUGUCGGGAGCAACAGUUUUUUUGGGCAACUCUAA